AUGGCCUCCACAGAAACAUCAUAUCCAGGACCUGAAAGGGUGGUGGUGCAGCCACCAGAAGCCCCAGGUCCGGAGCCUGAAAAGGUCGAGCUCCCACGUGAAGCCCCGGCCCCAGAACACAAAAAGGUUGAGCAUCCACCGGAGGUGAAAACUCCGGCGGGUUCUCCAUCUGCUGAUUACUUUGCUUUGGCUGAUGUGGUGUUGAGGUUUUUACUGUUUGCUUCAGCAUUAGUGGCUGUUGUGGUUAUGGUCACUAGUAAGCAAACAGAAAAAGUUCCUAUUUUACCAUUUCCUCCAUAUCUGGCUGCUGUUCCUGCUAAGUUCAACCAUUCACCAGCCUUCGUAUACUUUGUAGCAGCACUCUCAGUUGCAGGCUUGUACAGCAUAAUUACCACUCUCCUUUCCUUCUAUGCCCUCCUCAAGCCCGGUUGUUGUCCAAGAGUCUUGUCUCAUUUCGUCAUUUUUGACGUGCUAUUGCUAGGAAUUGUGGCGUCAGCAAUUGGAGCAGCGGGUGGAGUUGCUUAUAUAGGUUUGAAAGGCAAUUCUCAUGUUGGCUGGAAAAAAGUGUGUAACGUGUACGACGAAUUCUGUAGUCACAUCGGAGGUUCAAUUGUCAUCUCUUUGCUUGGCUCCAUCGUGCUUGUGUUGCUCAUUCUGCUCUCCGUGUACUCCCUCUCUAAGAAAAUUCCCAAGUAG
Molecule: messenger RNA, 696 nt
Organism: Fraxinus pennsylvanica
Lineage: Eukaryota; Viridiplantae; Streptophyta; Magnoliopsida; Lamiales; Oleaceae
Source: the annotation of a GenBank genome assembly